AAAAACAAGUGAAGUGAGUAUUGAGUGCAUGAAAAGUGGAUGGAUGGAAAAGCUAACUUUGGACAGGACAAAUGGAAUGCUGGUAAGCCUUAAAGCUUUUUUAACUAAUGAACAUAAAUGACAAAGUUUUUUUUAGUUUGAUUUAAUUUUGUCAUUUUCGUUGCAUAGAGUAAGAUACUUGUUAUUCUCACACGGCCGUUGCCAUGGCAACCUUGCCCUAUCAGAGAAGGUGCACACUGGCGAUUGCUACAACACAUAUUUUUUGCAGUGGGCCAUGGUCAAUGAGAUUCUUAUUGGAACAUAAUUGACAGCUCAAUGUUUUGUUUUGAUUGUAAGAUGGAAAGUAGCAUCCUAAUAAGUAUUUGUUUUACUCAAGAUUGUGAAGUGCUGAUGAAAAUAACACGAAAUUUUGAAUGAACAAAAAGGCCAAUAAUUUGAACGAAAAGUUUUCUGAAUAGUGAUGAAAAUUGUGUCCUGAAAUUGAUUGGUGUUGUGGUAAAACGGAUACUGUAUGCCGAAAGAAAAGUGACUGUGCGCGAAAGAGUAAGGCAACCGUAUGCCAUGGGAUGGUAAUUGUUGAGUAGAGACUGUUUAUAUAGAGACAUGCAAAGACGGCUUUUUUUGACUGUUGUUCUUCUUUUUGCCACUUUGUUUUCAUAAUUUUGCUGGCGUGUUCGAUAUGUAGAUUUGGUUUCACUCUUUACGGGACUGUGUUAUAUACAGACUGUACUGUUGAUAUCUACGGCAACUGUGUGCCAAAAGGAAAGCGACUGUGCGCUAAAUAGUAAAGGCAACCGUGUGCCAUGGGGAGACUACUGCUUGUUUAUAUCGAAGGCAACUGUGUGCCAAAAGGAAAGCGACUGUGCGCUAGAUAGUAAAGGCAACCGUGUGCCAUGGGGGAGACAACCGUGUGUUAAUGUUGACGGCAACUGUGUGCCAAUUGGAAAAUUUGUGUAACAAAGAUCAAUGCUCGAUACAAAGUAUUGAAAAUAAGACUGAUAAUGAUGACGACGCUCAGUCUACAUAACUUUAUUGGUGAGUAUUCAAUAUUCUAUAUUUAAAUGUAUAUAAAAAAAUGUGUAGUAGUUCAAGGUCGUAUUCAAAAGGUCUAAGGUAAUUUCUCAAAAUUAUAUUUUUGAUGCAUAAUAAGAAACAUGAGAAGAAAAACGACGUGUGAGAAUUUCAAGUAAAAGUAUUUGGGUUUGUGGUUGAUAAUGGAAAAAUAAUGUUAAAUAACGAAUUAAAUAAAUAAAUGCAGAAAAAUUUAAAGAUGUUUUAAUGUGUGGUUCAUUAGUUAGACUUAUUCCAUCCAUUGGCUUAUUUGCUUAUAAUUUGGGUAACUAGAGUUUUUAAUGUUCAUUUAGGAUGGAUAUGAUUCAGCGCAUUCGGCCGUUUAGUUUCGUUGCGGAUAGGUCUCAGCUACCUACAGCAUGGCAAAAAUGGAAGCGUGAAUUACAGAGAUAUUUUGAUGCAAGCGGAGUGAUCUCUCAGUGGGAAAAGCGUUCCCAAAUGCUUCAUUUGGCUGGUUCAGAGGUUCAAGAAGUAUUCGACCAUCUGCCUGGCGUUGAUGACUUUCCUCUCGUCCUAGCUGAUCCUCCGUAUUACGAUGUUGCGAUUCAACGUCUUGAUGAGCACUUCGAACCAAUGCGUAGAAGGAACUACGAACGUCAUUUAUUCCGUCAAAUUGUUCAAAAUUCAAAUGAAAGAUUUGCCGAUUUCAUUCUGCGGUUGCGUAUUCAAGCAAAACGUUGCGAGUUCGAUCGGUACGAUGCUCGAGAGUGUAAUGAUAGAAUCAUCGAGCAAAUCGUGGAAGGUUGUAAGUCUUCGGAGUUACGACGUCAGAUUUUGGUCAAGGAUAUGGUCUUGGAUGAUAUAGUGGCACUAGGAUCUACGCUGGCAGAUGUCCAACAGCAAGUAAAGGAGCUUGAUCGAAAUCCUGUUGCUUUCGAACCGGUAGGACUUAAAUAUAUACUUUUCAUAUAUUGUUACCAAUAAUAGGGUUUUUCGACAGAACUUGAAUAAGGUUUCAACGCGUAUGACCACACAUUUUGCGCCAAGGAAUGAUCGUUUCGACCAGGGUUUCGGCAGGUCAGCUAGAGGAACCGUUGGAUCUUGUUUUGCGUGUGGUCUGAAAGGUCACUGGAAAGGAGAUGACAACUGCCGUGCAAGGAAUGCGAAAUGUGUGAAAUGUAAGGGUACGGGUCAUUUCGCAAAUCGAUGUUUGAAACGUCAGAGCAACAGCCAAGUCAGUUACAAAGCGAAAAGAGUUCGUUUGAUCGAGGAAGACAAAUUGGAUCAACCUAUGGAAGAGAUAUUCUAUGCGAUGGGGAAUAAUACGUUUGAGUUUGUAGUAGGUGGAGUUAAAGUUCCAAUGAUCAUCGACUCCGGAGCAGAUGCGAACGUUAUAACGGAAGAUACGUGGGCUCAGGCAAAUCGUGAUGGCCUUGAGGUUCUGGAAUACAGUCAGUCAGUCGAUCGUAGGUUGAUUGCUUAUGCUUCUACCAAGCCGAUGGAAAUUUGUGGAAUGUUUCGAGCAAUUAUUUGUGCCGGUCAAAAUCAGGUGGACGCAAAGUUCUACAUCGUGAAACAAGGACAACGAAAUUUGCUUGGAGACAAAACAGCGAAACAGUUGGAAGUAUUGAAGGUUGGUUUCGAUAUUUCGUCCAUUUCGAGCUCUGAAUCAACAUGUUUUCCUAAAAUGAAAGGAAUAGUUGUUGAAAUUCCCAUCAACGAAUCCAUUCAGCCCGUACAGCAAGGGUACAGACGAGCUCCUAUCGCACUAGAAGGAAAGAUUCAUGACAAACUCAAAUCUCUACUGGACAAGGACAUAAUCGAGAAGGUUAGCGGACCGUCAGCGUGGGUUUCUCCGAUGGUGCCAGUUUUGAAAGGAUCCGGUGAAGUUAGAAUCUGUGUGGACAUGAGACGUGCUAACCAGGCGGUUCUUCGCGAAUCACAUCCCCUGCCAUUGAUUGAAGAAGUUUUGGGAAGUCUCGGCGGUGCCACAAAAUUUUCAAAACUUGACAUUAAGGAGGCGUAUCAUCAGCUCGAAUUGUCCGAAAAAUCACGAAAAAUUACUACUUUUAUUACAAAAUACGGCCUAUUCAGAUACAAGAGACUGAUGUUCGGAAUUUGUUGUGCUCCUGAACUUUUCCAGAAGGUAAUGGACACAGUUGUCGCGGGUUUGGAAGGUGUAAUUGUCUACCUGGACGAUAUUUUGGUUUUUGGUUCAUCACAAAAGGAGCACGAUGAACGACUGGAAGCCUUGAUGAAUCGUUUGAAAGCUUACGGUGUUCUUUUAAAUCUAGAGAAAUGUUUAUUUAGCGCAGACAAGUUAGAGUUUCUCGGUCAUGAACUAUCUUCCAAGGGAAUCAAACCAAUGGAAAGCCGUGUCCUGGCAAUUCAACAGUUUCGUGAACCAGCAAAUGCAGCAGAACUAAGGAGCUUCCUUGGUCUGGUCACGUAUGUGGGACGAUUCAUUCCUCACUUAGCGACAAAAUCCGAACCUCUCCGACUCUUGCUGAGGGCCGGAAACAAAUUCGUGUGGACAAACAAACAAAAAUUUGCAUUUGACGAGAUAAAACGAGCGAUCUGUGAGAUAAGCUAUCUCGGAUUCUUCAACGUACGGGACAAAUCCAUUUUGAUUGCCGACGCUAGUCCAUCAGGACUUGGCGCAAUUUUACUUCAAGAAGAUGUUAAAGGCGUUAGAAGAAUAAUCGCGUAUGCUAGCAAAUCCUUAACGGACUUGGAGCGGAAAUAUUUUCAAACCGAAAAAGAGGCGUUGGCUCUGGUUUGGGCUGUUGAUAGAUUCAAGUUGUAUCUUCAAGGAAGCCGUUUCAAGCUAAUCACCGAUUGUAAACCGUUACAAUUUUUAUUCAGCCCUCGGUCCAAACCAUGUGCACGUAUCGAACGAUGGGUUCUGAGACUUCAAUCCUAUACCUACGACAUAGUACACGAACCAGGCAGCACUAACUUGGCAGAUGCUCUGUCCAGGUUAUCACAGGCAGAUCAUAAUCCCUUUGAUUCAGAUAAUGAUAAUUAUGUACAGUUGGUAACAAAGAUGUCUACACCGGUUGCUGUAAAUAUAAAGGAGAUCAGAGAAACUUCAGUAGAAGAUGAAAUGUUACGCGAGGUUGUAGAAGCACUCGAUGGAAAUAUUUGGUCAGAACGUGCCAAGGCAUUCAAGCCGUAUGCCACGGAAAUUUGCGUGUCGGAAGGUAUACUACUACGAGGGGAAAGAAUCAUAAUUCCUCUUGUUUUGCGAGGUCGAGUCCUAGAAUUAGCCCAUGAAGGACACCCUGGCAUUGUCGUAAUGAAACGAAGAUUACGUCAAAAAGUAUGGUGGCCAAAUAUGGACAAAGAAGUCGAAAAUUUUGUCAAGAGCUGCAAGGAGUGUACGUUGGUAUCAUCUGUUUCGGCGCCAGAACCAUUAAUUAUGACAAAAAUGCCAGAUAAACCUUGGACGCAUAUUGCUGUGGAUUUUAUGGGGCCCCUACCUUCUGGCGAUAAUCUUUUGGUCCUGGUAGACUAUUUCAGUCGAUUCGUUGAAGUUGUUAUUAUGCGAGAAAUAACUGCGAAGUUAACGAUCCAGGCGCUUCAUGAAACGUUUUGUCGGUACGGAAUACCUGAAUCUAUGAAAACCGAUAAUGGUCCACAAUUUGUGAGCGACGCAAUGGCCCAGUUUAGUGAGGAAUUCGGGAUCAGCCUAAUUAAAACUUCACCAUACUGGCCCCAAGCUAAUGGAGAAGUCGAGAGGGCCAAUAGGGCACUCAAGAAGCGUCUCCAGAUAAGCCAGGAAACAUCAAACAGUGACUGGAAGUGGGACUUGAGAAUGUACCUAUUAAUGUACAACUCUACACCACAUUCGACAACGGGUGUGGCGCCAUCAGCACUGAUGUUCGGAAGAGUGUUACGUGAUAAAUUGCCUGCAUUACCUUCGCGUGGAAACAUUUUGCUCGAGGACGUCAAAGACCGAGAUCAAGAACAAAAGCUGAAGGGAGCUGAGUAUGCCAAUAAACGUCGUCGUGCAGAGCCAAGCCGAAUUGCUGCAGGAGAUAUAGUGAUUGCCAAACGCACGAUUAAGGACAACAAGCUGUCAAGCAACUUUAGUCCUGAGGAAUUGGAAGUUCUACAUCGCAAGGGCUCUGAUGUGUCAUUAAGGUCAAACGCGACCGGGAGAAUUCUACACCGAAAUGUUUCACAUUUAAAACCCAUCGUUUCCAGAGACACGUUGGCAGAACGGGGAAGCUAUGCUGAACUUCAAGAACAUCCAGAUCAAGCAGAAUCAGACUCAAGCCAGAGGGGAACAUCUCGGACAACGGAUAUUGAUUCGGGAAAGGUCCUUGAUCAACGACCGCAACGUAAUUCACAUCGACCGAAAUAUUUGAACGACUAUAAAUUAAAUGUAGUUCGAGAUACUUAAAGAAGAGGAGGGAAUGUAGUGUCGGUAACGGGUAGUCGUUACUCUAGCAUACAGGGAACUAAAGAAUUUGAAUUGUUAGAGUCAUA
Molecule: messenger RNA, 5505 nt
Organism: Aedes albopictus (Asian tiger mosquito)
Lineage: Eukaryota; Metazoa; Arthropoda; Insecta; Diptera; Culicidae
Exons: 2
Coding region: 2036-5419 (1127 amino acids)
Biological process (GO): DNA integration; proteolysis
Molecular function (GO): nucleic acid binding; aspartic-type endopeptidase activity; zinc ion binding
Source: RefSeq, a predicted model, not a curated record